AUGAAGCUCUUUGUCGAGACCUUCAUCGGCACCAUGAUCAGCAUCAACGUCGACCCGUCUGACACCAUCAACGUCGUCAAGGCCAAGAUUCAGGAUCAACAGCGCCUUACCUUUGGCGAGGACGAGCUGGAGGACAGACGCACCGUGGCCGAUUACGGCAUCAAGGAUGAAUCCACUAUUCGCCUCCAUCUGCGCUGCCUGAGAAGGAAGAUCCGAAUUUAUCUCAAAGGGUUGACUGGCAAGACCACCACGCAUCAUUUCGAGAACCUCGACACCAUCGCUUGUGUCAAGGCCAUGAUCCAGGACAGAGACGGCAUUCCUACCGACUACCAGAAGCUCAUCUAUGCGGGGAAACACCUAGAAGAUGGUCGCACCAUGGAUGACUAUGCCAUCCAGGACGACGCCACAUUCCACCUCGUGCUCCGUCUCUGA
Molecule: messenger RNA, 432 nt
Organism: Triticum turgidum subsp. durum (durum wheat)
Lineage: Eukaryota; Viridiplantae; Streptophyta; Magnoliopsida; Poales; Poaceae
Source: the annotation of a GenBank genome assembly